AUGUGGUCUGCUCCUCGUUCUGCUUUAUCCGCCAUGGCCCUUGAGCCACCGCCCUCUCCCCAACCUUCCUCUGCCACCAGCAAUGAUGGAUUGCAAAGCAAACAAAGAGAGCAGAAUGAAGCAAAGCAGAGAUCAAUAAUAAGGUCUCUAAGGAGGCUAACUGCGCUAUCAACAGGUUCACUUCCAGAUGUGGAACCUCCAAGAAGUGAGGAUGUCUCUGUAUCUAGUAUGAAGAGUUGUCCGAGUCCAGGAUCCGAAAGCUCCUCUUCCAACACCGGUAGCCCUUCUAAUUCCGGGGAGCAGUCGGAUUUAAAAGGCAACAAUAACAAUAAUAAUUGGAAUGGCAUUGUUAGUAUUCUGAAGAAAGGAUCCCAGAUGCCCCUCUAUACCUUAACCUCAAUCAAGGAGGCUCCCUAUUUCAAAAAGAGAACCUCCGCCGAACGAAUCCCAGAGGAAUUUUCUGCAAUUCUUAAACAAGGAUCAUCUCUUAAUCCUGAGGCUUAUCGCUUUAAAGCGUCCUGGAAAUUAUUCACUCUCGCAGAUCUCCAGGCCGCGACCAAUAAUUUCAGCCAGGAGAAUUUGAUCGGGCAGGGAGGUUAUGGUGAGGUUUACAAAGGCCAAUUGGCAGAUGGAACCUUUGUAGCAAUUAAAAGGCUAACAAGAGGGGACCAAGAAGAAAUGACUGCAGAUUUUUUGUCUGAGCUUGGGAUUAUAGUGCAUGUGGACCACCCCAAUAUUGCUAAAUUGAUUGGAUAUGGAGUUGAAGGUGGAAUGCAUCUUGUUCUUCAGUUGUCUCCACAUGGCAGCCUAGCUUCCAUACUAUAUGGACCUAGAGAGAAACUGAAUUGGAACAUGAGGUAUAAGAUUGCAUUGGGGACUGCUGAAGGCCUUCACUAUCUGCAUGCACAAUGUCAAAGAAGGAUUAUUCACAGAGAUAUCAAGGCUGCUAAUAUAUUGCUUUCAGAGGAUUUUGAGCCACAGAUAGCUGAUUUUGGACUAUCUAAAUGGUUACCUGACAAAUGGACUCACCAUACUGUCUCCAAAGUAGAAGGCACAUUCGGUUACCUUCCUCCUGAAUACUUCAUGCAUGGUAUUGUUGAUGAAAAAACUGAUGUAUUUGCUUAUGGAGUGCUAUUAUUGGAGCUCAUUACCGGCCGUCCGGCUUUGGACAAAGCUCAGAAAAGUCUUGUGAUGUGGGCAAAACCACUGAUAUCCAAAAGCAAAAUGGACGAGCUUAUUGAUCCAUGUCUUGCUGGUGCCUAUGAUGAAGAGCAGAUGAAAUAUAUAAUCUUAACAGCUUCUUUGUGUAUAGCGGAGUCGACCGUUCGACCGCGAAUGCAUCAGGUAUUGCAGAUAGCAAAAGGUGAAGAAGGCAGCAUGGAGUUAGUUAGGGAACUCCUGGAACCUUUAUGUGAUGAUGAGUUCCUUGAAGAAGAGUUUCCAUCACCUGAGAGUUCCAAUGACAUAUCUAAACAUUUGCAGACUAUUGGACAAGAUUAAGACUCUGCUGAUAACAGCAAGCAUUAAAAACUAGAUUAUGGCCCCUCAUUUCAUUUCAGAUAUUGCAACUGUGCAAAAGUUUAGGUGUAGUGAUUUUAUUUGCA
This is a messenger RNA of Arachis stenosperma, 1604 nucleotides long. Its product is annotated as receptor-like cytosolic serine/threonine-protein kinase RBK2. Gene Ontology annotation, biological process: protein phosphorylation. Gene Ontology annotation, molecular function: ATP binding; protein kinase activity. The coding region runs from base 1 to 1500 and encodes 499 amino acids. The record is from RefSeq and is a predicted model, not a curated record. The transcript has 9 exons. Lineage: Eukaryota; Viridiplantae; Streptophyta; Magnoliopsida; Fabales; Fabaceae.